AUGGAGGCCAACGAAAAGGCUAAGAAGAAGAAGGAAAGGCAGGGACUGCUAGGCAAGGCGCCGGUGCUGAGCCUUCCUGGGGCGGCGCCGCGGGCCGCUGCCGAGCUGGUCGGCGGGGGGGCUGCCGUGCUGCAGAACCUCUUCCAGGUCAACGGCAGCACCAAGAAGCUGCGGGCCAAAGAGGCCAUCUUCCCCGUGCACCACCACCACCACCUCGCCGCCCCCGUCUUUGGCAACGGCUUCGGGGCCGACUCCUUCAGCCGCAUCGCCAGCUCCUAUGCCUCCUUCGGGGCCGGGGCUGGGCUGGUGCUGCCGGCUGCCCAGAAACUCUUGCGCUCCAAGAAGGCCGAGCGGCUGGAGGCAGAAAUGGGCAAAAGCAGCCGGAGAAAGGCAGGCAGCGAGUACCUGGUCAAGCUGGACCACGAAGGAGUGACGUCCCCCAAGAACAAGAACUGCAAGGCCCUGCUGCUGGCCGAGAAGGACUUUGGGGCCAAGCUGGAGCGGCCCCUGGCCAGCCACGGCUAUGCCCACGCGGCCCUGGCAGGCAAGGAUAGGAAGGGGCGGGCGCCCGUGCACCAGCUGCCCGUGGGGCUGGCGCUGCGGAAAUACUCGGGCCAGGCCGAGUUCACCCUGAACUGCGACAGCGACUGCCACAGCUCCUACUCGGACAUGGACGAGGACGAGGAGGCGGGUGGGCUGGGCGCCGACGUGCCCUCGCGCUUUAUGACCCGCCUCUCGGUUUCCUCCUCUUCCUCGGGCUCCUCCACCUCCUCCAGCUCCGGCUCCAUCUCCACCUCCAGCCUCUGCUCCUCCGACAACGAGGAUUCCUCCUACAGCUCCGAGGACGAGGACUCCACGCUGCUGCUCCAGACCUGCCUCUCCCACCCGGUGCCGGCGCUGCUGGCGCAGCCGGAGGCCCUGCGCUCCAAGAGCGGCGCGCCGCAGCGCUGCUUCCUCACCAAGGCCGCCACCGCCGGCCCCAAGGCCAAGCUCAAGCGCAAGGAGGCCCUCAGCUUCUCCAAAGCCAAAGAGUUCUCCCGGAGGCAGCGCCUGCCCUCGGUGGAAAACCGGCCAAAGAUCUCCGCCUUCCUGCCCGCGCGCCAGCUACCCCACCCCACGCAGCGGCGGGGCAUGAAGGGCAAGGCGCGGAAGCUGUUCUACAAGGCCAUCGUGCGGGGCAAGGAGACGCUGCGCAUCGGGGACUGCGCCGUCUUCCUCUCGGCCGGGCGGCCCAACCUGCCCUACAUCGGGCGCAUCGAGAGCAUGUGGGAGUCCUGGGGCAGCAACAUGGUGGUCAAGGUCAAGUGGUUCUACCACCCCGAGGAGACCAAGCUGGGCAAGCGGCAGAGCGACGGCAAGCCGGUGUCCUUGCGGCACGGUGAUGCCCACCCCGAGCAGGCAGUGCUCCCCGGCCUCGCUGCACACCCCCCUUCCCGGGUGAUGGAUGUGCCGCUGUCCCCCUCGGCGGUCACGGCCAUCCAUCGUGCCCACAGUCACCCGCUCUCCUGGGGACACUGA
Messenger RNA from Aptenodytes forsteri (emperor penguin), 1518 nucleotides. RefSeq names its product BAH domain and coiled-coil containing 1 (gene BAHCC1). Gene Ontology annotation, molecular function: chromatin binding. The transcript has 4 exons. The record is from RefSeq and is a predicted model, not a curated record. Bases 1 to 1518 code for a protein of 505 amino acids. NCBI's taxonomy places the organism in Eukaryota, Metazoa, Chordata, Aves, Sphenisciformes, Spheniscidae.